Messenger RNA from Cucumis sativus (cucumber), 2736 nucleotides. RefSeq names its product DNA polymerase alpha subunit B. The record is from RefSeq and is a predicted model, not a curated record. The transcript is spliced from 19 exons. Lineage: Eukaryota; Viridiplantae; Streptophyta; Magnoliopsida; Cucurbitales; Cucurbitaceae. Gene Ontology annotation, cellular component: alpha DNA polymerase:primase complex. Gene Ontology annotation, molecular function: DNA binding. Gene Ontology annotation, biological process: DNA replication initiation; DNA replication. The coding region runs from base 515 to 2383 and encodes 622 amino acids.
ACUGAAAAGUGUAACCGCGCUUUUCAAACCCUAAAUUCUCGAACACUGAAGCUUUGCUGAUUUCCGGCAUUUCAACCGUAUUCGUCUACAAUCAUCGAUCUUGCUGGCCGUUGCGUCGCUAGCUUCGUCGUGGAAUUUUUUCUCUUCAUCUCUCUCAGAUCUUUCAUUGUUUUUUCUCUCAUUUUCGUUUAUGGUUCGCCGGCCCCUGCACCACACACACUCAGUAGUCAGAAUCGUUCAGGCAUCGUCGUAUCUUCCACGUCCAACAGGAAGUGAGCUGUGAGAACCUUGGCUUGCUAACCAGCGUGUGAACUGACCCAGAACCUGUAUGAUUCUACAUCAUUUUGUCCAUAGUUGGUAGAGUUCAGACAUAUAAGUUCGAAUAUUCAAACACGAAUCAACAAGGAAUCAAGUUCUUCUUCCCAGAAAUCAGUGGUCUGAACGAACAAGAGUUAAAGUCGGCAUCGAGCAAGAAGAGGUUAAUAAGUCUCCUUACUGUCACUUGGGUAGUGCCAUGGAAGAAGAGAUUGGAGAAGAAUUCAAGAGGAGUGGCUUCACGUUCGAUGAAGAGGAAGAGAUUCUCAAGAAAUGUGUCACUUUCUGUGUUAACUACAAUCUAAAGCCUUCGGAUAUUGUUUCUAGCUGGGAGGUUUACUAUCUCAACAGGCUAUUAGAUGGGUCAGUGGUUGAACUUGAACAGCUGGAUGGGUUCUUACAACAUUUACAGAAUGAGCAAAAAGAAACUGUCAUUAAAGGGGAACCGGAUCUUCAUGUUUACUCAAGCAAAGAUGUUGACGUGAUUUUGAAUGAUGAGAACGAAGAUCUAAAUGAAGAUAUUCUUAAGACCCCAAAUGGGAAAUCUCAGAGCCUCCACAAAGAGCGAUUGGAUUUGACACCUUACACGAACGAAGGAUUGUUCUCAUCGGGAAAGCCUUCAAAGCAUGAGACACCCUUUGGCCAAAGAACAGAAAAGUUUGUUGUGAGGUUCAACAUUAAUAACAUGCCUGAUAUGGUGACUGCUGUGAAGGUAGAUAAUAGUGAGAAUGAUGAAGAUACAAUCAUCAAGAAGGUUCGUCCCCUACAAGGAUGCUCAUUGACAGUCCAUGGAUCAGGAUUUGGACUUGAACCUAAUUGCAGGUUCAUGUAUGACAAGGAUGAAGAUAGGUUUAAUGCUCUUGAUAACCGAAUCAUGAGACAUGCUAAAGCUCUUGCUGCAUCUGGGCUCUACGAGGAAGCAGUGGACCCAACAGUUGCUUCACAGAAAAGCAUUUUUGCGGUGGGCAUGAUUUAUUGUGAUGGUGAAGGACACUUGAACGAUAAGUCCAUCUUGUUGCAAAGCAGUAUCGCGCAUUCAGGGGGACAGCGAGUUCGUCUAGAAUUACAGAACUUAAGCCAAUUUUCAAUCUUUCCUGGCCAGGUAGUAGGUAUUGAAGGGCAUAAUCCUAGUGGACACUGCUUGAUUGCGUCCAAACUUGUAGAUUCUUUUCCUUUGUCUGCCACUAUAGACCCCAUUCUGCCUCCAGCAAAGAAGAUCGCUUUGAACCAUGAUAUUCAACCAAUUAAUCAAUCUUCUACACCGUCAGAACUAUCGAUGAUCAUUGCAUCCGGCCCCUAUACAACAACGGACAACUUAUUGUUUGAGCCUUUGACUGAGUUAUUAGCAUAUGCAAAAAGAAAAGUUCCCCAGCUACUAAUAUUGCUUGGACCAUUUGUUGAUUCUGAACAUUCUGAUAUCAAGAGAGGAACUGUAGAGAUGAGCUUUGAGGAAAUUUUCAAAUUUGAAGUUUUAAGAAGGGUACAAGAUUAUGCAGAACACAUGGGUCCUGAUGCGCGUGUGCUGUUGAUGCCAUCUACAAGGGAUGCUAAUCACGACUUUGCUUUUCCCCAGCCUGCGUUCGACAUUCCAUCUGAUCUCAAACUUCAGAUAUCCAGUCCCCCAAACCCAUGCAUCUUGGAAGCAAAUCAGGCAAAGAUAGCCUGCUGCACCAUGGACAUUCUCAGACACCUCAGUGGAGAAGAGCUGUCAAGAAAUCUAACAAAGGGAGGAACCAACGAUCGCCUGAGCACGCUUGCUAGUCAUAUACUUCGCCAGCGCAGCUUUUAUCCUCUAUACCCUCCGGCCGAAGGAGUUCCACUGGACUUUUCACUUGCCCCACAAGCUCUUGACAUCUCCGUAAUACCUGAUAUUCUCAUUCUUCCAUCCGACAUGAAACAUUUCGUGAAGGUUAUAUCUCUUGGUGAAGGAGGUUCAGAGGAAGAGCAAGCAAGAUGCGUAUGUGUGAAUCCUGGAAGAUUGGCCAAGGGUGAAGGAGGGGGUACUUUUGUCGAGCUCAAUUACUUCGGUAGGCCUGACCAGAUAAAUGCUAUGGUUGUCAGCAUAUGAGCAGUGGUCUUGACGUCUAGCCUUCUGUUUGACUCAUAAAUUGGACCUGCCAAAUCCUCUUCGGCUUCAGUUUCAACAUGGAAGACUGGUUGUAGUUUAAUUCAUUAAAUUAGGGAUUAGGUAUUAGAUUUGCAAUAAAUUACUAUAGUGUAUAUUAUUGUCAUUGUGUAGGAGAAGAGCAGUCUGCAAAAUUAAUGUCCUAUAAUUUGUGCCCACAAGCGUAUCAAUUAUUUCAGCUACACUUUUCAUUUGAGAUAACAUAUCAAACAGCUGAUGAGUGAUUCCAUCUUUGUAUAAUUGCCUACCUCACAUCGUGAUAGUAAUUAUAUUUUAUUUAUUUUUUAUUUUUCAAA